Molecule: messenger RNA, 2196 nt
Organism: Oncorhynchus keta (chum salmon)
Lineage: Eukaryota; Metazoa; Chordata; Actinopteri; Salmoniformes; Salmonidae
Gene: cdk20
Product: cyclin-dependent kinase 20
Exons: 8
Coding region: 240-1271 (343 amino acids)
Biological process (GO): protein phosphorylation
Cellular component (GO): nucleus
Molecular function (GO): ATP binding; cyclin-dependent protein serine/threonine kinase activity
Source: RefSeq, a predicted model, not a curated record
GCUGCCAUUAUGGUCACGUGAUAACAACACUGUCGUCAAUGUAAAAACCGUCACCUCGCAUUUAUUACUCGGGAGAUAAAAACUAUUCUCCACAUUGAUAGCUAGUUUACUGUAUUACACGAUGUAUUAGAUAUACCAGAAAUUUGUAGAUGUUCUUACUUACGUUUUUUUAUUAUAAAAAGCCAGGCGUUUUAAUCAACAAGAGAGUUUAGCUAACGUUAAACCUUCUGUAAUUUACCAUGGAUCAAUAUAGUAUUUUGGGUAGAAUAGGAGAAGGAGCCCAUGGCAUUGUUUUCAAAGCAAAACAUAUCGAGACUGGAGAGACUGUGGCUCUGAAGAAAGUAGCUCUGAGAAAGUUGGAGGAUGGGAUCCCCAACCAAGCCCUCAGAGAGAUCAAGGCUUUACAGGAGAUUGAAGACAACCAAUAUGUGGUGAAGCUCAAGAACGUGUUUCCCCAUGGUACAGGGUUCGUCCUGGUGUUUGAGUACAUGCUCUCUGACCUCUCUGAGGUCAUCAGGAACUCUCAGAGGCCUCUCACCGAGGCACACGUCAAAGGUUACAUGAUGAUGCUGCUGAAAGGGGUUGCCUUCUGCCACGAGAACUCCAUCAUGCACAGAGAUCUGAAACCAGCCAACCUGCUCAUCAGCUCUACAGGUCAUCUGAAGAUAGCAGACUUUGGCCUGGCCAGACUUUUCAACAACGACGGAGAGCAUCUCUACAGCCAUCAGGUGGCCACCAGGUGGUAUCGAGCACCAGAACUGCUCUAUGGGGCAAGAAAAUACGACGAAGGUGUAGAUCUCUGGGCAGUGGGAUGUAUCUUUGGGGAACUUCUGAAUAACUCCCCUCUGUUCCCUGGAGAGAAUGACAUAGAACAGUUGUGCUGUGUCCUCCGAGUCCUGGGGACACCUAACCAGCGCAUGUGGCCGGAGAUCACAGAGCUACCUGACUACAAUAAGAUCACUUUUAAGGAGAACCCUGCCAUCCCUCUUGAGGAGAUAGUACCUGAUACCUCACCUCAGGCUGUGGACCUGCUCAACAAGUUCCUGGUCUACCCCUCUAAACAGAGGAUCAGCGCCAGACAGGCCCUGCUCCAUCCCUAUUUGUUCUCUGAGCCGCUGCCGGCCCACCACUCGGAGCUGCCUAUCCCCCAGCACGGAGGAAAACAUUCCCGUCAGCGACUCCAGCCUCCUGUCGAAUUCUCUGUAGAUCUGCCCCUCUCAGAGAGCCUGGUGGACCCUGCUUUGGUCCAGGGACAUGCCUGGUGUCUAUGAUUGACUGGCCCCCAAUGCUUUUCAUAGCCUGGUUGAGAGUAGCACUUAGGCUGGUUUAAUCAGGUUUUUAUGUUUGACUGUCAGAGCCUGGUGGACCCUGCACGGGUACACGGUGUGUAUGACUGUUCUUCAUGUUCAUCCCAGACUGCUUAAACCAGGGGUGUAUUCACUAAGAAAACCAACCGGGACCAAACGGAACCGAACGGGACCGAACGGAACCAAACGGGACCAAAGGGGACCAAACGGAACCGAACGGGACCGAACGGAACCAAACGGGACCGAACGGGACCGAACGGAACCAAACGGGACCAAAGGGGACCAAACGGGACCGAACGGGACCGAACGGGACCGAACGGGACCGAACGGAACCAAACGGAACCGAACGGAACCAAACGGGACCGAACGGAACCAAACGGAACCAAACGGAAUUUGUCCAAUAGAAAACACUUGUUCUCGUUGCAAAUCGUUUUCCAAAACUGUUUUUACACACAACGGUGUGUGACUAAUGAAUACAUCCCAGAAUGUAGCCUGGUGGAUCCUGCUCUGGUCUAAGGACACGCCUAUGACCCAUUGUUCUUCCUCGUUUUGAGUCAUCCAUCCUAGCCCGAGUCCAGAUCUGUUUGUGCUGUCUUGCCAUCUCCAUUUGCUGUCAUUGUUAUGGAAGUUGGGAGUUGGCAAGACCGCACAAACAGAUCAGGAACUCAGGCUAUGUUAACUGCACCAUAGAAUAUUGAUAUUGGUAUGUAGAUAAUGCAUGGCUGUGAUGUAGAAAGCCAUGUCAUUUUCUUAAUUUGUGCGUUUGUUAUUCUGCAGGUUUCAGUUGUGUGUGUGUGUAUGUGUGACAGUAUGGACAGCCUAGCUGACUCAUGGUGCUCAUUGUCGUAGCGUUGACUGUCAUUAAAUAUGAAGACUAUACAUUAUCAAA